CAAAGAUGGAGAAGUCUCGAGGAAGUUUCGUAGUAUAAAGUGGAAGAAGUCGCAUUUCUCUUGCUGGAUUCAAUCAAUUUCUUUCUGCCAAGAGCUUUUUUGUUUAUUUGAUUUAAUAUCCAACAAUCUAUCGCUCCACUUUCUUCGUGUUCUUCCUUGCGACCUUUUCUAAUUUCGGAGUUCCCUCUAGAAAUUCGGGUCAACUAAAGAAGUAUUUGGACUUUAUGCGUUUGCUUAGUUGAUUUUCCAUUAUGACUUACCUGCAGGAGAAGAUUGUGCGGUUUCCGGACCGGAGUUCAGAUAAAACUUCAAUGGGGUUAUAUUCUGCGGAUAACACUUUAAAUGUCGGAAUGAAUGGGACAAGAGCUGACUUAGUUUCAGAAAAGCCUCACAAAGAAUUGGAAACUGGUUCUUACAGGAUUAAUAGAAUUAAGAAAUCCUUGAAAUCAUCUUCUUUCAAUAAAUUUAUGUCCAAAAGUUUUGGAACACGAAGACAAGUACUUGAUCCACAGGGGCCCUUUCUCCAGAAGUGGAACAAGAUAUUUGUGUUGUCUUGUGUGAUUGCAGUCUCGUUGGAUCCUUUGUUCUUUUAUGUCCCUGUGAUGGACGAUGAUCAGAAAUGUCUUGGGUUGGAUAAGAAGAUGGAGAUUACGGCUAGUGUGUUACGUUCAUUCACCGACAUAUUUUAUAUAUUACAUAUUGUUUUGCAAUUUCGUACGGGAUUUAUUGCUCCUUCUUCUCGAGUAUUUGGAAGAGGUGUUCUAGUUGAAGAUGCUUGGGCAAUAGCAAAGAGAUAUCUGUCGUCAUACUUUUUGAUCGACAUUCUUGCAGUCCUCCCACUUCCACAAGUAGUGAUCCUGAUAAUUGUUCCAAACAUGAGAGGCUCGAGGUCGUUGAAUACCAAGGACUUGCUGAAAUUCAUUGUUUUCUUCCAAUACGUGCCUCGGUUUAUUAGAAUCUAUCCUUUAUAUAAAGAAGUUACAAGAACAUCUGUACUCACUGAAACUGCAUGGGCUGGAGCUGCAUUUAACCUCUUUCUUUACAUGCUGGCAAGUCAUGUCUUUGGAGCAUUCUGGUACUUGUUUUCGAUAGAACGGGAAACUACAUGCUGGCAGCAGGCCUGUCACAAUAUCAGCUGUGAUUCUAAUACACUAUAUUGUGAUGUGGCUGUCAAUCUACGAAAUAACUCGUUUUUAAACAUUUCAUGUCCACUAGUGGAUGGAGACGAAGUCAAACCUCCUUUUGAUUUUGGGAUAUUUCUUGAUGCUCUUAAUUCUCGUGUUGUUGAGUCGAUGAAUUUUCCACAGAAGUUCUUUUACUGUUUCUGGUGGGGUCUGAGAAAUCUAAGUUCCCUGGGUCAAAAUCUCCAAACAAGCACAUACGUAUGGGAAAUUUUGUUUGCUGUUUUCAUCUCCAUCUCUGGCUUAGUCCUGUUUUCAUUUCUCAUUGGGAACAUGCAGACAUAUUUGCAAUCCACCACUACAAGAUUGGAAGAAAUGAGGGUUAGAAGGAGAGAUGCAGAACAAUGGAUGUCCCACCGUUUACUCCCUGAGAGCCUCCGGGAGCGAAUCAGGAGGUACGAACAGUACAAGUGGCAGGAAACUAGAGGGGUUGAUGAAGAGAAUCUGGUUCGAAAUCUUCCGAAAGAUCUCAGAAGGGACAUAAAACGCCAUCUCUGCUUGUCUCUGCUAAUGAGGGUACCGAUAUUUGAAAAAAUGGACGAACAACUGCUGGAUGCUAUGUGUGACCGUCUCAAGCCAGUACUAUACACAGAGGAAAGUUAUAUCGUUCGGGAAGGAGACCCAGUCGAUGAGAUGAUCUUCAUAAUGCGUGGCAAGUUAUUGUCUGUAACUACAAAUGGUGGAAGAACUGGUUUCUUUAAUUCUGAACACCUCAAGGCAGGGGAUUUCUGUGGAGAAGAGCUACUGACAUGGGCUCUGGAUCCACAUUCCUCAUCCAAUCUACCAAUUUCAACAAGAACUGUUCGAACUCUUUCAGAAGUUGAAGCAUUUGCUUUGAAGGCAGAUGACCUAAAGUUUGUAGCCUCACAGUUCCGUAGACUUCACAGCAAGCAGCUGCGGCACACUUUCAGGUUUUAUUCACAGCAAUGGAGGACAUGGGCAGCGUGUUUUAUACAAGCAGCGUGGCGUCGAUACAGAAGAAAGAAACACGAACAGGCUCUGUUGGAAGAAGAGAACAGGUUAAAAGAUGCAUUGGCCAAGACAGGUGGGAGUUCUCCUAGUUUAGGUGCUACCAUCUAUGCAUCCAGAUUUGCAGCUAACAUCCUAAGAACGAUUCGACGCACAAGCUCACGCAAGGCCAGGAUUCCCGAGAGAAUACCGCCCAUGUUGCUUCAGAAACCAGCAGAGCCCGACUUUACCUCUGAAGAGAAUAGUUGAUAGAGCAAAGGUAUUCUUUGUAUACAAAAGUGAUGUCUAUUCUAUGCAUUGGUUCUUAUAUUCCGUAAUAUGGGAAUGAGAGAAUGUUUCUGCCAUGGUGUUUUGCCUAAACGCCAUUGUGUCAUUAAUAGCUCGAUUGAUAGCAAAAGAUUUCGACCUCAGGUCAGUUGGGCAGAAUCCAAGCAAUGGUCAUUGCCUCAACUAUAAGUUCAUCUGGAACCCUCGUGCCUAUCUAUCGAUCUCGUGCAGAUGAGUUCGUCGAACUGGAUUUGUGAAUAUAUUGAACUGUAUAAUCAUUCGUGUCUUAUAGGUCGAUGUUGUUAUUAGUACGACAAGUCUUUUUUUCUUUUAGAAUUAAUGUAUCAUGUUUUAAAUUUUUAAAGAACUUCGCAGUUAAUUGGAAACAUGAGCAAACCAAAAUUAAUGGCUUUCCAAAUUAUUGUAUA
This is a messenger RNA of Cucurbita pepo subsp. pepo (vegetable marrow), 2845 nucleotides long. RefSeq names its product cyclic nucleotide gated channel 1 (gene CNGC1). Gene Ontology annotation, cellular component: membrane. NCBI's taxonomy places the organism in Eukaryota, Viridiplantae, Streptophyta, Magnoliopsida, Cucurbitales, Cucurbitaceae. Gene Ontology annotation, biological process: monoatomic ion transport; transmembrane transport. Gene Ontology annotation, molecular function: monoatomic ion channel activity. The record is from RefSeq and is a predicted model, not a curated record.